Messenger RNA from Salvelinus fontinalis (brook trout), 2047 nucleotides. Its product is annotated as serine/arginine repetitive matrix protein 4-like. The record is from RefSeq and is a predicted model, not a curated record. NCBI's taxonomy places the organism in Eukaryota, Metazoa, Chordata, Actinopteri, Salmoniformes, Salmonidae. The coding region runs from base 140 to 1369 and encodes 409 amino acids. The transcript is spliced from 2 exons.
CGAUGGUUGCUCCCCAUCUCACCGCAUGUAUGAGAUCCUCUAAUGACAAGCUGGGAGAUCCUAGUUCCUACCAAAAUCAGACCAUGACCCCAGCAUCGACGGUGCCGGCCCAGCCGCAGGGGUACAAAACGCUUCGGAAAUGAGCACCCUGCCCCACAACAACGCACCAUCGGACACCAACACACCAGACCCUGACAAACCAUCACGGAGCAAGGACAAGAAGGGCCACCACCAUUCAAAACACAGACACCGCUCCCCGGACAAGAGGAGCAAGAGCAAGGGAGGGGCGUCUGGGGAGACAGGGGCCUCCUCCAAUCAGUCCAAGAGAAAGGGCGACAAGAGCAAGAGGUCUGGUGGGGACAACCACGGCACUCACCAACACCACAACAACAGUAGCGGCCACCGCCACCGGAGACACCGCUCCCCUGAUAAGGGUCGUAGCCGGGCCCGCAGCGCAGAGAAAACCCUGGACAGUAGACAAAGCCAAGGGCACAGAGAGAGGGAAGGCCGCUCCCCUGACCGGCACCACACCCACCGCCAGCGCUCUCCCUACAGGUCCCCUCGGCGCAAUCGGUCACCCUAUGGCCACCGCUCCCCCAAUGGCCACCUCUCCCCCUAUGGUCACCGGUCACCCUACCGCUCACGCCACCACUCCCCCACCCGCUACCACCGCACCCAGUCAUCAGACCCCUACCGGCAGCCCUCCCCAUACAGACGGAGGGGCCGGGAGCCAGAGAGGCCCAACGGGGGGGUGGCACCAGUGCUGAGGAAGCCUCCAGGCCCUGUGCCCAGCCCCUAUCGUGAGGAGAGUGUGCUGCGGGAGCCUCCAGCCCUGGACCGGCUCAACAGGGAGGCCACGCUGUCGAGGGAGCCUCCCGCCCUGGACCGGCUCAACAGGGAGGCCACGCUGCUGAGGGAGUCCAGGGAGCAGCGCCUGUUUGAGGAGGAUAGCCUUCUGCUGAGGGCAUCCACCCUGGAGCGUGACUACAGAGGAGAUGGCCUGUUAUCUGCUGCUGCCCGUGGCCAGAGAGGAGAGACCAUGCCCAGGGUCCGUACCCCCGAGUCCGACAGCGCCUACAAGAGGUACAGCUCACUGCUGAGGGGCCGCUCGCCUGAGAGGGUGGAGAGAGAGGCACGCUACGCCCCCAGAGAGGAGUCCCCAGACCCCCGCUACAGAGUCCAGAGUCUGGGCAGAGACAUCUCACCUGUCAGGAGCUUCAUAGAGCUGGAGGAGGAGGAGGGAGCAACAGCACCCAGGCUGAAGGAGUCUUACAGCACACUCAAGUCUGACAUCAGCCGUGCUUCCAAAGCCCCCCCGGAGCCCAAGCGGAAGGCUUACAAAGACAGCCCCAAAGAUCUGAGCAUCUGAUGGGACGUCUGCUGUAACACAACCAGCCCCCCCCCCCCCCUCACCGCCCCACGGCACCAUGGUUCCCUCUCACUACUCAGCUCUACUCUUCAUACAACAGAACACACCUGGACCCUGGAUGAACCUAAAUUAUUGAUUAUAUUACAUUCCUGCGUUCCCACUAGACAGUGAUUCCAAAACCUACAAACUUUUAAUGACAGAAGUACAAUAUCUUAUUUUUUUUCCUUUUAGUUUUUUUGGGGUCGUUUUUUGUGAUUUGGUUAAGCAUUGUACAUCGGAAUUUUACAGAAAAUGUAAAACCACAAAAAACAAUGAUGUGCCUAACAGUUCCAUUAAUGAGCGUAUUUUUGUUUAGUUUUUGUUUGAUAUGAGACGGCCGUUUUCUCAGCCAUCUGUCUGAUGACUGGUAUGUAUUUUUCCACUGAGCCCAAGGAGGCAGGCAGCACACAGUUCCAGUGACUGGUGCCACCCACACCGAUGCUGUGCAUGUCUUUUUCUUUCUCUCCCCCAGUGCCACUGUUUUUUAGACAUUUGACCAGACUAUAGCACAAGCCUGCAUUUGUUUGUAUAUUUUUGACUGUAGUAUGUGUACAUUGAUGGGAUCAAAACGAAUGAAGGGAAAAUAAAGUUCAACUACGAUGGUGAUAAUGUUAAAAUUAAAAUAAUAUAUUAAACAUA